AGUGACUUGCGCGACAUUUCUGUUCGACAUUUCGUUUUGUUUCUGGCGAUACGAGUAGAUUUGAACUCGGCUUCCUUGAUCUUCUACCGUUUCAUUUCAAGUCUAUUUGCGUGUGUUUGUGUGUGUUCAUUUUGUGGAUUGAAGCCAGCCGCUGUAGCAACACAAAAGAUUUUUGGUCACCAACGUGUUAUUUUGCGCGAUUUUUGUUUGUUUUUUUUUUUUUUCAACUAAAAGUUUUGUGGGGUGGUCCAAAUCCGCUUGAAAUUUGGUGUCCUAAAAAUAUCUUCUCAGUCGCCGCGGGAUUCGAUUCGAAAUCGGAAACUUUUGAACGAUAAAAUUGAAGCUAUUAGAGAAAAUUUCCCUUUGCUUUUGAUGAUGAUUUUCGUUUAGAAAUUUGUGCCUUGCGAAUAAUGGGCCAAUCACGAGCAACUACAUAAAUGUUAAGUGAACGAGGCCUUUCCCCAACUAAACCACUACACCACCACCACCACCACAACUGAAAGAAAAUUUUAAGAAACGUCGUCAUCUUUUCUUUUUUUCUUUUUUUCUUUUCGUUUUUGACGCAAAAAAUGUUAGGAGUACCUGCCCCAACUGAAAUGCAUCAAUUCGAGCGGGAGCAUUUUUUUUUUUUUUCUUUUCGUGUACACACAAUAAAAAAAGAAUGGACUCUGUAUCUACACGCGUCGAAAAAAAAUAAAAAUAAAAAUGGAGAGAGUUAGAGCAAGGUGCGUCUUUAAAAAAAAAAAAACUGAUCAAAUGUAGGCUAUAUAGGAAAGAAAUGCGCUGAACGAUGAAUACACACUCUGGCUGUCUAUCUGUUCAAAGUAUGCAACAAGAGAGAGCUGCCGCAGGCGGUGAAAUAAAGAGUCGUGAAGCACGUUCUCUUCUUCUUCUUCUCCCCGACUCGUACGAAGAGCGUCUUCUUCUUUCAUAUCUUUUCAUCUCAUUUUUGCUUCUUCUUCCUUCGUCUUAUCUUCUUUUUAUUUUGUGUUUAUUUUGGAUUUUUUUUUUUGGUACCUGAAACCACACCCAUAUUAGCUGCAGGCUUUUGUCCGUGUGCUGGAAGAGGUCGCUCCGUGACGCGGCCCAGCAGCUAAAGGCGACGGAACGGCGCCCGUUUCCGUUCAGUUGUCGUCCGACUCUUAGCGAAUCCACACGUUGUCCUUUGUUUUUGUUUCGUUCUUUUUGUUUUUUGGCCAUUUAUAUUUACACGUUUUUGCGUGUCGUAGUCCGGUGCCAUUCGUCGCGCGACUGUGUGUCCAUUCAAUCGAGAGAAGAAAACAAAAACAAAAACAAAAACAAAAGAAUCAAAAGAUGCCAUCGAGGCAGCGCAGCGGUGAAAGUGCAUUCCACAGUGACGGUGAAUGACACAUUGUCUACGCUCUUUCAUUCAUGCGAAUUCAGAUUAGACGUCAAUGUUCAACGUUUCGAGAUCGACUAUUUUGAACGUUGUUUCUAGAGGUGGAUCGUUCAGAUAAGAUAACAUUCAACUAAGGGCGGAUACGUUCAUUUGUUUGGCCGCUUCUUUUCUGUAUACGAGAACAAUUUGAAUAUUCAAAAACAAAAGAAAACCAAAACAACAAAAUGGAAACGAUCGAUUUCGGAUGUCAGGUGAGAUGUUUGAACCGGCAGCGCUUGAUUCCCGGCUCGUCCCAUCCGCAAUUGAAUCAGUGCGCGUCGCAGUUUUUGGCCAAAGUCAGAAAGGAAGUGACGACUUGCGAUUCAUCCGGCGCGACAAGUCAAUUGCCGGAAGUCGGUUGGAUGAAGUUGAAAUUGAGCGAACGCGGAUUGCGAAUCGUUCCGGCCGUUUCCUCUUCGUCGUUGUCGUCGUCGUCGUCGUCGUCUUGCGCCUCAUCGACGACGUCGUCUUCAUCGGCUUGCGCCUCGUUCAGCGCAAUGCAAAGUCAGCAGAAUGUCAAGAGCGACGAGGGAUUCGAGUCGGACAGCGACACGUCCAUCCGGCCGCACAACAAUUCCGGCGGGUGCAGCAGCGGAGUCAACAGCAGCAGCUCGGACAUGGAAGAAUCUGACGAAGGGCGUGGCGGAGGCGCGAAGAAGAAGACGCUCGAGGCCGGAGAUUCGUGCGAUUCGGACUCGGCCGAGCAGACGACUGCCGUCCUCUUGCCCAGCAUCCGCUGCCCGCUGUCGGACAUCCUGUCGUGCCAACACCCGGCCGCGCUGGGCCGCCACGUGGUGCUGUUGACGCUGCGCUCAGCCGACGACAGCGCGCUGGACAUUCUGGCGCUUGAGUGCAGCGGCGAAGAGUCUGCGCGAAUUCUGACGUUGCUCUGCCAGAAGAUCCAGGCCUCGGCCGCCACCCGCGCCCUCCCACCGCCGUCAUGCGCAGCUACGGCGGCCGGCGCGGCCGACGACGCGGCCAAGACGGGCGGUCAGCGUAAGGUCAGUCAAGCGUCAGCUGGCGGUGAUGGGCCGGCACCGAAAGCGGCUGCCGUCUCGAUCCAGUCGUGGUCGGACCGGGAAGAGAGGCGGACGCUGGAUGCCAUUCUGGUCGAUUCGAAACAUUCGACGCCGUCGGCCGCAGGCGGCGCCAAAGCUCAGAACAUCAUCCGCAAAUUGGAGCGCCAGCAUUCCGAAUGGAGUUUGAUCCAGCGACGGACGCGAGACGGACUGACGCACCUGCAGGUCUCGAAGCAGAAAUCGACGGCGUCGGCUGUCGCCGUUGGCGGUGACGUCGCUGCCGUCGCUGCCGCCGCUAUCCGCGGCCAUUGCAACGGCUCUGUGCCGACCGCAACAUCCGGCGCAAUGUUGAACAACAGCAACAGCAACAACAGCAACAGUAGUAGCAGUAGCAGUAGCAAGAAGAAGGGCAUGCCUUGCGGCGAUCAGAUGGCCCGCCUCGAUACGGCCCUGGCCAUUACCAACAGCAAUCAGGGACACGGCAGUCGCAUCAUCAUCAGUGGUGGCGUCGAUGGCGUCGCCGCCGGAUUGAAGCGAUCCGACACGAGCGUAGCCAUGCAUCAAAAGCUGUCCAAAAGCAAGUCUUCCGGCUCAUCCAAUUCGACUUGCUCUUCGCCGCCGUCCUGCAUUCUGAGUCUACAGACGCCCGAAUUGCCGCUGUCUCCAUCGGUCACGGCCUUGUCGCCGGCCGUCGUGACGGACGCCUCCACUUCGCCGUCUCCGCCGCCGCCGCCUCUGCCGCAAUCGCUUCCGCCCGCCAAAACGUCGCGCUGGUCGUUCGGUGCGCCCUUCCGUCAACAGCAACAACAGCAGCGUCACCUCUCUCCGGAAGCGUCGCGCCGCAACGCCAAACCCAACCAACGUGGCAGGUCGUCUGAGCGCCAGUCGUGCAAAUUCGACGCCUGUUCCACUUUGAGCGCCCCGCAAAGCAGCGCCUCCCAACUGGACGGCCUCUUCGUGUCAUCCACUGGGAUGCUGAGCAUCAAAUCCAACAGCAACAACAAUAACAACAACAACAACAAUAAGAAAUUGAAAUCGAAAUCGAAAUUUUCCAAAAGUCUGACGGAAUUGCUUCCGGUUCAAUCGACUGCGACGGAGGCGCCCAAAUCGAAACGCGAUCCGUCCAAGACGAGGUCGUUCCUGAUGAAGUUGACUUCGUCGUCUCGAAAAUCUCCCACUCGGCCCACAUCGGCUGCCCUCCCUCCGCCGCCUCUGAGCACACUUUCUCUCAAUAGCGAACGAUCCGCCAGCGAAAAGGAGCACCGGGGUGGCCAGCAGCAUCCGUUGAAACUGCAAUCGCGAGGCCGGUCGUUGAUCCGUCUCCGUUCAUCGACCCGACUUCAAUCGCCUACUCCCCUUCCUCCUCCUCCACCACCAUCGACGACGACGACGACGACGUCGUCUCCUCAUUCCGGCCAAACGUUCCUCAUCCCGACCAAAUCCGGACAAGAAUUGACGCGCAACAUUUACCCGAAAGAAGGUCCGGCUGCAUCCCAGCAGCCGUUGCAUCAACCCGUUUUCCACCUGUUGACCGGACACAAUAACAAAAAUGCUUCCGGCCUCGGCCGGCUCCGCUACAACGCUGGGCCGCCAGUAUCGGCCGUGUCAAACGGAUGGGCCGGCUAUUGCUGGAACGAUGCGCCGCCAGGUGCUUCGCUCGUCCGUCACUCUGUUCCGACCUAUGCCACGUCCAUCGAUCCCAACAACAACCAACACCUUCAGCAGCAGCAACAACAACAACAACAGCAGCAUCAGCAUCAGCAAUGGAUCUACUUCCAUCCGCAUCGGCAUCAUCUUGCCAUGGCGGCGCCUCCGCAACUCCAACCGCCACCCACUUUGAUGAAAGCGGGCGAUUUCAACAAGUUGCGGCUGCAACGGUCCAGGAGUCAAAGUCCCGGCCGGAUGCGAAGUAGCCAAAGAUGGCUACCUCCUGCCGCAGCAGCUGGGCCUUCGUCUAUUGGCCAUUACUACGCCGUCCCGACGCCCAUCCACCACCAGCAACAGCCGGUGUCUCUUCCGCCAGACAUGGGUCUCGUGUUGUCGCAACAGCACCGAACUGCUCCUCCGUGCAAUUCGCCCUCGAUUUCUAGCGGCAAUCAUCAAGAGUUGUCGUCUUCAGCCGCCCGAUCUUUCAGACGAUCGAAAUCGACUCACACGCGCAUGUCGUCGCGGAGCCAUUUGACGCCGCUCUCCUCAUCCAAAUCGACUAACCACCACCACAACAACAAUAAUAAUAAUAAUAAGGCAGUGACGUUUCACGCGUUCGCUACCGUCCAGCUGGUUGAUUAAAUUUUAAACUAUUUUCAUCAUUUUUUUUUUUUCUUUUUUUGCGCUAAGGGAAUGUUUAUUUGAUUCAAAUUUAAGGGGGGAAGGGAAAUUUUUCCUUAAAAAAAAAAACAAAACAACAACAACAAAAAAACCACAUCUGUGAUUGUUUUUUGUUUUUUUCCUCUUUUGGUUGUUAAAUAAUUUUGGUGAUUUGACGGUUGUGUAUAGAAACAAAUGCAAAUAUAUCAAAGCGCUCGGAUGGA
Messenger RNA from Daphnia magna, 4949 nucleotides. RefSeq names its product mucin-19. The coding region runs from base 1585 to 4707 and encodes 1040 amino acids. The transcript has 2 exons. Lineage: Eukaryota; Metazoa; Arthropoda; Branchiopoda; Diplostraca; Daphniidae. The record is from RefSeq and is a predicted model, not a curated record.